AUGUCGCCGCCGUUUUUCCAAUUACCGUCAGAGCUCAAACUCUACAUCUACGAACUGGUCCUUGACGACUCAAGGGGCAUAGAACUUUCGAAGGACACCAAGGUCCCUGAACCGCCUGUCGCCCUCGCUUGUCGGUCUUUCCGCGCAGAGAUACUUCCAUUCUUCUAUCGCGGGUCAACAUUCCGCGUGGCGUCGAUCCCGCUUCUUCGCACUUUUUUGGAGCAGCUGGGCCCCGAAAGAGCAGCACGGCUGACAGAUCUGAGGUUGAAAAGAAGUUUCUGGAGCUGGGACCGGCGAUGGCCCUGCAUAGAAGGAGUGGUGUUGCCUGAGGGAGCUUUGAAGAUUGAGAUAUACGACAGUGGAGUGCAGGAGUGGGUAUGGAUGGACAGGCCUCAGUUUGAGAAGUUCUGGGCUGGGCUGGUGAACUACCAUGUCAUGUGA
Zasmidium cellare ATCC 36951 is the source of this 441-nucleotide messenger RNA. RefSeq lists its product as uncharacterized. Lineage: Eukaryota; Fungi; Ascomycota; Dothideomycetes; Mycosphaerellales; Mycosphaerellaceae. The coding region runs from base 1 to 441 and encodes 146 amino acids. The record is from RefSeq and is a predicted model, not a curated record. The transcript has a single exon.